UUUUUUCCGAUAGAGGUAUCGGAGAGACUUUGGCUUCCCACAUAGCAGUACCAUUCUUCGGAAGUGGUUCGUUGCAGAUGCCGCUGACGACACUUUUCAAAACGUUUUCGUCGAACGGCUUGUCCUCGGGUAUGUCUAGCAGACUCGAGCAAUCGUCCACGCCGAGGUACAUUUUUGCUUCCGGAGUCCCGGCGGUCGUAGAAGAGUCUGCCCAAGUUAUCGACGCUUUGCACGGGAUCAAUGGGGGCCGGUUCUGUUCUCAAAUGAGACCAGAAUAUGUCUUUUUGGUAGUGACCGACGAAAAAAAGUAUACCAAGGACCAGGAAAGCGAUUUGCAGAAUGCUGCAAUGGAGAGCGGAGCCCUUAUGGAGAUAGAGCGUACGAGGCCAGUGAUAUCUAUUUCGCGUUUUUGCAGUAUCAUCCGGCAAUUGAAAUUUAUUACGCGCGAGACGGGAGAUUUCAUUCCCACAAUGUCGGCGACAGAAGCGGCGUGUACGAACGAACAAGUCGCGCGUGACGCUACCCGGUUCGAAAAGGCGUACCUCCAGUCGCCUGCGCAGUGCGACCUUCAGAAAAUCAAAGCGGCCUUGAAAGACUUGGCCGCGCAGCAUUCCAGAACCGCGGAAUCCGAGCCCGAGAACUGCGACAAGCAUCAACUGUCUGCCCAAAAAUGGAGGCACCAACUGCAAUUGCAAAGCGAGGACGAACAAAAGCUGCAACUAGAAGUUGCCAGGUUCGCGGAGUUGCAAACGCUGGGACCCGCUGUGCGACGGGUGGUGAGUUUAGGAAACAAAAAUGGAGUCGUGCCGCUGGCUUUCGACCUCUUGGUCUUCGUGUUCUGGGUCACCGACGAAAAAUUCAGACAGCAUCACUACCAAAGCCUUCUAGAGUACUAUUUCGAGAACCUCGGUUGUGGGCAACCAUUCACCAAAGACGACUUCAAGGCGCAAGUCCACGCCGCGCUGCUAGCUGCAAAGCUGGAAGUCGCUGGUCACUUGGAAUGUAACUCCGACAAACGAAAGGAACUGCUGGAUAACAUCUCAUCCGAUUUGAAAUUUAGGCGUCUAAGCAGGGAGGAUGUAUACGAAAUCGUCAGAAAUAAGUUCGGAACUACGGACUACGAGCUGGUGUUCUACGAAGUGGUGAGGCUAGGCGAGCAAAACGGCCACUUGGGUCAAUAUUAUAGACUGAACUUGGACGUGGAAGUCGAGGGACAACUUCAGCGGGUCGAGCUGUUUGUUAAAUUGUUGAUACAAGAUAACGCCACGUUGAAAGUUCUACUGGAGUCGGCUUCUAGGAAGGAAGAGUUCUUCUACCAAACGCUCAUGGCAGACUUCGAACGUCACGGCUUGCAGUCCAUACUGACGUUCGCUCCGAGAUGUUACUUCAGUCGGGUGAACGAUAUCUUGGUGCUGGACGACAUGACCGUGAGAGGAUUCUCCGACUUCAAGCCCAACGCGACGCUAGCCUACGAAGAGCUAAGCUUGUUGGUGCAACAGCUAGCAAGGCUCCACGCGUGCACGUUGAUACUAGAGGAGAAGCUCAGCAAAACAGAAGGAAAAGAAGUACGCUUGAACGACUUGUACGGCAAGUACGUAGAUCCCAUCGAAAUGACUCACGAGUUGGAAAUGUACAGAGCUAGUACCGACGGGAUCACCCAUUGCAUAGAAAAAUUUCCGCACGUCGCUCGGGAUAUACCCGUCGACGAAUUCAAAGCGAGAGCUGAGAAAAUAUACGACCUGAACUUGAAAAAGUACCAAGAUCCGAGAGGUUUCCGCAGAACGAUCGGACACGGCGACAUGUAUGUGGCAAACACUUUGGUUAGAUUUGACGAAUUCGGAAAACCGGUGGAAGCGAGCCUCAUCGACUUCCAGCUCGUCAAAUAUAGCCUGCCCACCGAGGAUUUGUUGAUCCUCAUUUACAUAAACAGCAGCAAGGCAACGAGAGACAGAUACAUGGAAAAACUGUUGCAGGAAUAUUACCGGGAAUUAGCUAGGUGCUUGGAAACUUUCGGAAUUGAUAUCGGCAGCGUGUUUAGUUUGAAAGAUUUCAACGCGGCCGUGAAAUACCUGAAGUCGCUAGCAAUCUGUCACGCGAUGUCGUACAACCAGUUCAUCAAGAGUCCGGACCACGUAAAGCAAAACGUCUUCACGAACGAAGAGAUGCACAAGCAUUACCUGAUCGACAACAAGAGGGAGUUCAUUGACAUGGGUAUGGCUUCGGAGGAUUUUAGGAAGUUGCACGAGGAUAUGAUUACGGAUUUCUAUGAAAUUUGUUUAAGCGAGGAUAUUUCAGAUUAGGCUAAGGUGUAGAAAUAGCAGCUGUGUAAUUUUUAAGCUCAUUAAAGUUUUUCGAGUAUCCAUAGUACAAACAUCAACUAGAAGAAAAAGGUAACUCUACCUCUCCAGUAAUUGAAACAAAUCUCGAUAAAGUUCCGUAUGUCCCAGCAUGGGCUAUUAACGGAAAUUAUUGGAAUAUAACUCAAAUUAUUGUUUUUCACCUUAAGCGUACGGAAUGCUGUAAAAACUUGUUGAUAGACAGACGAUUCAGUUCCGAUGUUUCCUCCCUAACUCAAAAGUCUUUGGUAAUAGUAUAUUUUCUACUCCCGCCUGCAAAAUACCUAAUUACACACCGAUCAAGCGUGCGAGAACGGCCACUUUACCACGUCAGGUUCGUUUCCCACGGAUCCGAGCCACUUCGGACAUUUCCGGAAUUUUACCGCACGGGUUUGGGAGCAAUCGGAUGUUUCCGGUGAUAUUUCCCGAGCUUUGAAUUUUGACGUUUGUUUAUUCUGACGGUUAUGUCAGUGAAUGUACUUGUGCGGUUUUGCGAAAACUAACGGUCAUAGAAACUGUAUAAUAUGCAACACAUUCGGAAUUUGAUUUAUUAGAUUUUGCAAUCCGAAUUGACAUAUAAAACAUUAUUUCAAACUUUUCUAACCAAAGAUUCGGCAAUAGAUUUAUCACUACUACAUUUUCUGAGAAAGGUUCCGAAUUACUGGAAAAUGGGUUCAACUUUAACAUAAAUUACUCAAACAGCAAUAAGGAGUUAAAUUGUUUAGGGGUUGAUUCCGAACCUGUUCUUGACGGUAAUAAUAACGAUAUCGUAAAUAAACGCGGCAACAAUACCAACUAAUAUUUAUGAAUCUUCAACCUCCAAAAUUAUAUUAUUCAAAUAAAUUAUACAAACAGGAUAUGCCCAGUAGUUACGUAGUUUCUUUUGUAACAGUCAACUCUCAACUCUACUAAUAAAAAUUUUAGAUUAUGUCGCCUUUAAACCUAAAUACGUUAUCAAAAAUUCGUUCGAACUAAACAACAAGGUUAAAAUUCCUCUUAAGGCAAUUCUAGUUUCCUUUGACGUCCAAAAUGUAUUUCCUAGCAUUCUACCAAUUGAUGCAAUAACGAUAAUAGACAAUAUUCUCACUCAGAGAGUAGUUAACACUAUCAUAAAACAACAACUAAAUAGUCUAAUAGUUUGUUUGGACUAAAAUUAUUUUGAAUUUACUGAUCAAGCGGAGCGAAGUUUUUAAUAAACAAGUGAGUUAAAAAGUUUACCGAACUUGUUGAGUACUAUACUUUUUCUACGACCGUCAGUUUCUGGGUACAUUUUCGCACUGACAUGAGCGUCAGAACUGACAAACGUCAAAAUUCAAAGCGUGGGAAAUAUCUCCGAAAACAUUGCUUCCAAACCCGUGCGGUAACAUCCCGGAAAUGUCUGAAGUGGCUCGAAACUGACGUGGUAAAGUGACGCUUCCUGCACGCUAGAUCGGUAAUUAGGCAUUUUACAGACGGGAGUAGAAAAACUUUUUAACUCGCUCGUUUAUUAAAAACUCGCUCCGCUCGUGUCAAAUAAACUCAUAAGUCAGAUGCCGUUUAUCGCACUUAUUGCA
This is a messenger RNA of Cylas formicarius (sweet potato weevil), 3889 nucleotides long. RefSeq lists its product as uncharacterized. Bases 78 to 2300 code for a protein of 740 amino acids. The transcript is spliced from 4 exons. Lineage: Eukaryota; Metazoa; Arthropoda; Insecta; Coleoptera; Brentidae. The record is from RefSeq and is a predicted model, not a curated record.